AUGUCUGAGCAAAGAUUUGAACGAACAGUGAGAUUGAAUAGAAUGUCAGAUGGAGAAACACAAUCGACUUCAUCAUUUCUCCACACAAUAUUAAAUUUAUAUAGAGAUUUGAACAAUCGUUAUGAAAUUGAUACUGUGGUCGUUUCAACAAUUAAUCAGUGGUUAAAGAAUCACAAUAUCGAUCGAAAAAGACUUUUUGAUGUUGUAUACGAAAGACGAAACGACCCACUAUACAUAUUGUUCCUAGCAUUUCUCUAUCAAUGGGGAAUUGGAUGUAAUGUCGAUCCAAAAAAAGCAUUUCAUUAUAAUAUGGUUGCAGCACAGAAUGGUGAUCCACAAGCACAGAAUCAAGUGGGAGCAUUCUUUUACAUUGGGUUAGGAACAAAUCGAGAUCCAGUGAAUUCAUUUUACUGGUUUGAAAAAGCUGCAUCGAAUGGAUGUGCAACAGCGGCCAGUUGGUUAGGGAGUUUCUAUCAAGAAGGGAUCGUACCUUGUAAAAUAGAUUCGAACAAAGCUUUUCAAUUAUUUACACAAUCGGCUGAAGGUGGAGAUGCAAGUGGUCAAGCCAAUUUAGGACAAUGUUAUAAAGAUGGUAUUGGCACAUCGGUCGAUGAAACUAAAGCUGCUUAUUGGUAUAAAAAAUCAGCUGAAAGCGGGUGGCCGCCCGGGCAAUUUUGGUUCGGAACUUGCUUGUUUGGGGGAUUGGGUGUAAAAAAAAAUUUAAAAGAAGCUUUUUUUUGGUUUCAAAAAGCUGCAAAUGAAGGUGAUGAUCGAGGUCAAAAUUGGCUUGGAUAUCUUUAUCAACAUGGAAAAGGUGUGAGACAGGACAAAAUAAAAAGUGUAUAUUGGUAUAGAAAAUCAGCGACUGUCGGUCGAAAUCCAAGCGCGCUACAUAAUCUCGCUUAUUGUUAUAGAUUUGGUAGUGGGAUAGUAAAAGACACACACGAAUCGAUACGUUACUAUUACUUAGCUAAUAAAAGCCGGCAUAAAGCUGGCUAUGAAGGUAUAAGUCAAGUUUUUAUGGCAAUAUGA
Molecule: messenger RNA, 1032 nt
Organism: Ambispora leptoticha
Lineage: Eukaryota; Fungi; Glomeromycota; Glomeromycetes; Archaeosporales; Ambisporaceae
Source: the annotation of a GenBank genome assembly